AUGGGGGAGAGUGUGCCAGGGGUAACUAGUGUAGUCAGGGUCAUGAAGGAGAGUGUGCCAUGUGUAACUAGUGUAGUCAGGGUCAUGGGGGAGAGUGUGCCAGGGGUAACUAGUGUAGUCAGGGUCAUGAAGGAGAGUGUGCCAUGUGUAACUAGUGUAGUCAGGGUCAUGGGGGAGAGUGUGCCAUGUGUAACUAGUGUAGUCAGGGUCAUGGGGGAGAGUGUGCCAGGGGUAACUAGUGUAGUCAGGGUCAUGAAGGAGAGUGUGCCAUGUGUAACUAGUGUAGUCAGGCCGAUGGAGGAGAGUGUGCCAGGGGUAACGAGUGUAGUCAGGGUCAUGGGGGAGAGUGUGCCAGGGGUAACUAGUGUAGUCAGGGUCAUGGAGGAGAGUGUGCCAGGGGUAACUAGUGUAGUCAGGUGA
This is a messenger RNA of Procambarus clarkii (red swamp crayfish), 420 nucleotides long. NCBI's taxonomy places the organism in Eukaryota, Metazoa, Arthropoda, Malacostraca, Decapoda, Cambaridae. The record is from RefSeq and is a predicted model, not a curated record.